AAGUACUAGAUUAAGUGGUUGAAGUUUUCUAGAUUACACUAUUGGUGGGUCAUAGCUAUCUAUCAAAUUAUUGAAAUUUAAGAACACAGACUAUUAUAGCACAGCACAUGGAAUCCUCACAUGCAUAUCCAAAGUCUUACUAAGCAUUUUAUCACCCAAUUAAUAAUAUUAUUCCACUUAUAGCCCAUAUAUAGUCUUCAAAGAAAAUACUGUAUACCUCAACUUUCUCACUAAAACCCUCCUUAAUUAUAUUUGAUUUUCCUAACUUCUCUAUUUUAUUUUUUGAACUCUCAUAUAUCUUAAUUACCAUGUUAAGUUCUAUCAAAAAGUGCUUAAUUUCCUUACAAAACUCACCCAAAAGUUUAGUUCAUCAACUCAAAAUCCUCAAGAAAGUGAUGAAAAUAUGGAAGAAAAACAAACCCAAGAGAACAUUUUAUGGGUUUAAUGGCAUGAAAUCAUCAUUUGCAAGCAUGGAAUUAAGUGGACAAUUAGAGUUAGUGUUCAAAUUCAUUGAUACAAAUGGUGAUGGUAAGAUAUCUCCCCUUGAACUUAGUGAUUUCUUGUUGUGUCUUGGCCUUGAUAAAUCUAAAGUGGCAGAGGAAGCUGAUGGCAUGUUAAGAUACUUGGAUGUUAAUGGAGAUGGCUUUAUUGAUUUGAAUGAGUACAUGGAUGUAGUCAUGAUGGAUGAUGAUGAUGAUGAUGGUGUUCAUGAUCAUGUUGAUGUUGUUGAUGAUGAUGGGUAUUAUCAUGUUGAUUUUGAAGAUGAUCUUAGGGAUGCUUUUCUUGUUUUUGAUUCUGAUAAGAAUGGUUUAAUUUCAGCUAAAGAAUUGCACCAUGUAUUGAAGAGGUUAGAUUUUGCUAAUUGCAGUCUUAAGGAAUGUAAUCUUAUGAUUAAAUGUGUUGAUAAAGAUGGGGAUGGAUUUGUAAAUUUUGAAGAAUUCAAAAUUAUGAUGAUGGGUUAUCAUAGAUGAUGACCAACUGAGUGUACAUGUUUCAUAUGCUUACUUCAUUCCUCUUAUCAGUUAGUUUUUGUAUUUCCUCCGUUCUGUUCUAAAUGAAACGUAUGUCUUUAGUA
Molecule: messenger RNA, 1075 nt
Organism: Beta vulgaris subsp. vulgaris (sugar beet)
Lineage: Eukaryota; Viridiplantae; Streptophyta; Magnoliopsida; Caryophyllales; Amaranthaceae
Product: probable calcium-binding protein CML23
Exons: 1
Coding region: 309-971 (220 amino acids)
Molecular function (GO): calcium ion binding
Source: RefSeq, a predicted model, not a curated record